AUGAGUUCUGACCAGGAGGAGUAUGACAUGGUCUGUCAGAAAGCUGUGACCCUAAUUGUUGACCUCUGCCUGCACAACAGCACCCUGUUGGAUCAGGAGACCUGUCAGGAUUUCAUCUUCAUCUUGACCAGCCAGGGCUUUGAUCACAAAGACGCAGAUACAACAAGGUAUCGGAAGCAUUUCUCAGAGAUUUUUGUCGACAGCGACAGAACUCUCGGUGAGCUGAACACAGAUUUGCUAAUUGACAUCAUUCCUGGAGAGAACAAGAAAGAGAGAGAGAGAGAGAGCCAGAAAGGAACAGAGAAACAGGGAGGGAAAAGUGAGAGUGAAGGAUCAAGAGAGGGAAAAGUGAAAGGCGCUGUCACUGACGCUACUUUUGGCCUUGUGCUCGCUGUGUUUCUUGUUUGCGGCCUCGCUCUGCUGGGCCUUCUCACAUUAGUCUCCUGGAAGCUUUGCUGGGUGCCUUGGCGGAGCAAGGCCCAGUUCCCAAGCCCAUCUCUCAGCCCGGCCUGUGGCCCGCAGCACUGCCCGCUCCAGCCGUCCCUCCCUCUGCCCAGUCCCCAGCAGCAAGUGAUCACCAUGGCGACAGAGAAGGUGAAAGACCCUGUGGGUUCAAUGGGCUUCCUGGAGGCGGCCGUAAAGAUAAGCCAUACUUCCCCCGACAUCCCCGCCGAUGUGCAGCUCUCCAUGAGGGAGCACUUCCUGCGCCGCACACAGCGCAUGCAGAGGCAAACCACUGAGCCGGCCUCCUCCACACGGCACAACUCGUUCAAAAGACACCUCCCCAGGCAGAUGCAGGUGGGCAGCUUAGAUCUGGGAAACGACUACAUGGUGGACAGGGAAGAAAAGCCAACCAGCCUGGGUCGCAUCCAGCCAGAGCUCUACCAGCAGAAGGCCUCUGAGUCAGAGGAAUCGUCCAAGAAUGGCGGCGAAAAAAACUGUGGCAGGAUUAACUUCUCGCUCAAGUAUGACUACGAAAAUGAGGCGUUGCUUGUCAAUAUUCUCAGGGCUGUUGACCUACCUGCCAAGGACUUGUGUGGCACCUCUGACCCUUAUGUGAAGGUCUACCUGCUGCCUGACCGCAAGAAGUUCCAGACGCGCGUCCACCGGAAGACGCUCAAUCCCACGUUCAGCGAAAGCUUCCAGUUUCCUGUGCCUUACGACGAGCUGCCUGUCAGGAAGCUACACAUGAGCGUCUUUGACUUUGACAGAUUUUCCCGGCAUGAUAUGAUCGGGGAAGUGGUGCUGGAAAAUUUGUUUGAGAUGUCGGACCUGUCGAGGGAGACGAACAUAUGGAGGGACAUCCAGUAUGCUACAAGUGAAAGCGUUGACCUUGGGGAGAUCAUGUUCUCACUCUGCUACCUGCCCACCGCUGGCAGACUCACACUAACCGUCAUCAAGUGCAGGAACCUCAAGGCUAUGGACAUCACCGGGUACUCUGAUCCAUAUGUCAAAGUAUCGCUCAUUUGUGACGGCAGACGUUUGAAAAAGAAGAAGACGAGCAUUAAAAAGAACACCCUGAACCCUACAUACAACGAGGCCAUCAUCUUCGACAUCCCUCCAGACAGCAUGGACCACGUCAGCCUGCACAUCUCUGUGAUGGAUUAUGAUUUGGUGGGUCAUAAUGAGAUCAUUGGUGUGAUGAGGGUUGGAAGCCAUGCUGAGGGACUUGGCAGGGACCACUGGAAUGAAAUGCUGGCUUAUCCACGGAAGCCUAUUGCACACUGGCAUCCCCUCCUGGAGUCCAAGAAAUCUGAGAAGGAGUGGAAAGCAAGAACUGCCAGCUUUGACAGCCAGGGCUCUUGCCCCUCACCGAGGCCCCCUGCUAGUCCCUGAGAUGAGCUACCUGUGACCCAACAGCCCAGAAGGGGUUUCCUCCCUCCUCUUGAUCCACUUCCUCUCUGUGUGGUUGAGGAGAAACACAAUCCCACUGUCUCUCCCUUCUUCCUCUCUCUCUGUCUCUCACUCCCAAAUCCUUCACUUCCUCAAAUCUAGUCCCAGAGCACUCCCAAGUACUGAACUAGGACUUUCCGUCUGUCAGCUAAGAGAAGCUCAGACUUUUCUCAACGUGGCUGGUGUGAUAGCCUGAAGCUAGCAUUGUUUUCUAGGAGACUUGCUGGAAAUCCUGUCUGCAGACAUUGAUUGUUGAUUUGUCCAAGCUUAGGUAAAUCGAGCUUGUUGGCAUCACAAAGGACCUGGAAAAACAGAGGUUUUAACUAUGAGCCAUGGAGUCUCUUUGAUGGAAAAGGCCCUGUUGGAUAUCACUCCAUGUAAGCAGCAGAUGUUUCACAAAGGGAAGCUGAGCACAUGCAUUGCCAAGCAAGGGAAAAAAGAGAUGAUUUUUAAAAACAAGCUGUUUUAGAAGUCUAUGGCUCACUCACAUUUAUUUUUGCAGUCCUGAAUUAACAUAUAGUACUCCUUUUUUAAAUUAUUUAUAUAUAUAUAUAAUUAGCUUUAAAAUGUAUUUAGUUUAAAAUACUAUCUAUUUCAUUAUAGCUUAAGAUGUUUGUUUUAUUUAUGAGAGGAAGGGUCAGGCUGAAAUCUCAAGUAUCUCUUCGGUGUAGCUUUCAAAUUCUGAAAAGAAAAACAAAACAAGGCAACAGGAAUUCAGAGUUGAGCAACCUGGUUUCCACUGCAGUUCAAAAGUUCAGGGAACUUACAAACUUCACAAUGUCACGAAGGCACAGGAGUCUGACACUGUUAAAAAUAACAAAUAUUAAAACGCUUUGUGUAAAAACAAGUGAAGCUGUUAAUGAAGAGAGGUGCAAAGAUCUCCGUCAACAGGGACUUUUCAAGCACACUUUUAACACUGGAACCUUUUUAUCACCUUGGUGUUCAGUUUCUUCCAAAAUAAAACAGAAAUGCUUGAUUUUCUUCCAAAAUACGCUACAAAAAAGCACUUUUGUCUCCUUGUUAGGUUUAUUUUUGUUACUUAUUUUGGUGGAUGUAAAUAUAUUUAUGUACAGGUGCUCUGCUGUUUGUUUUCCUUUCCUAAAUUAAAGAAUAUAAAAUGAGAACAUAAGUAGAAUUUUAAAAAAGGAUAUUUUGAAUUUUUGUGGUAUUUUUUGUGGUUUGUGAUCAUGGUUAAAAAAACAAAAGAA
Molecule: messenger RNA, 3101 nt
Organism: Xiphophorus maculatus (southern platyfish)
Lineage: Eukaryota; Metazoa; Chordata; Actinopteri; Cyprinodontiformes; Poeciliidae
Gene: syt6a
Product: synaptotagmin 6
Exons: 10
Coding region: 1-1836 (611 amino acids)
Biological process (GO): regulation of calcium ion-dependent exocytosis; cellular response to calcium ion; calcium-ion regulated exocytosis
Cellular component (GO): membrane
Molecular function (GO): syntaxin binding; clathrin binding; phosphatidylserine binding
Source: RefSeq, a predicted model, not a curated record